AUGCGGAGGCUACGUUGUGGUAGCCAGGAGUCGUUGCUGAGCGCUGGCUGCGUGUCGUCUCUGGAGCUCAGAAUGGACCAGUCAGUGGUCAUCAAACCCGUUCACUCGUCCCUGCUCGGACAGGACUACUGCUUUGAGGUGACAACCUCAACAGGCACCAAGUGCUUCUCGUGCCGCUCAGCAGCAGAACGAGACAAAUGGAUGGAGAACCUGCGGCGAGCCGUCCACCCCAACAAGGAUAACAGCCGGCGGCUGGAGAACAUGCUGACCGUGUGGGUGAUCGAAGCCAAAGACCUGCCCGCCAAGAAACGGUACUUCUGUGAGCUGUGUCUGGAUGACAGUCUGUAUGCUCGGACGUCCUGCAAGCUGAAGACGGACAACAUCUUCUGGGGUGAGCGGUUUGACUUCAGCAGCCUGCCGUCCAUUGCCUCCAUCACGCUGCACCUCUACAAAGACACAGACAGGAAGAGGAAGAAGGACAAGAGUAGCUACGUUGGCCUGAUCAACAUCCCCGUCGCCGCGGUGACAGGCCGACAGCUGGUGGAGAAGUGGUACACACUGAGCACGCCCAGUACAAUCCGAGGGAAGUCAUCUGUUCCAACAAUUCGGGUCAAAGCACGGUACCAGAGUAUCGUCAUCCUGCCCAUGGAGCAGUACAAAGAGUUCGCCGAAUACAUUAGCGCCAACUACCUGCUGCUCUGCUCCACCCUGGAGGCCUCCAUCAGCCUGAGAGCCAAGGAGGAGCUGGCUGCUGCUCUCGUUCACAUCCUUCACAGCACUGGCAAGGCCAAGGACUUCCUGACGGAUCUGAUGAUGUCAGAGGUGGAUCGUUGCCGUGACAACGACCAGCUGAUCUUCAGAGAGAACACACUGGCGACGAAAAGUAUCGAGGAAUACCUGAAGCUGAUUGGACAGAAGUACCUGCAGGACGCGCUCGGUGAGUUCAUCAAAGCUCUGUACGAGUCUGAUGAGAACUGUGAGGUGGACCCGUCUCGCUGCGCGCCCUCUGACCUCGCCGAGCAUCAGGCCAACCUGAGGAUGUGCUGCGAGUUGGCUUUCUGCAAGAUCUUGGACUCCUACAGGGUGUUCCCACGGGAGCUUAAGGAGGUGUUUGCAUCUUGGCGUCAGGAGUGCAGUAACCGGGGGCGACCAGACAUCAGCGAGCGGCUCAUCAGUGCUUCUCUGUUCCUGCGCUUCCUGUGCCCAGCUGUGAUGUCACCGUCACUGUUUGACUUAAUGCAGGAAUACCCCGACGAGCGCACGGCCAGAACGCUGACCCUGAUCGCCAAAGUCAUCCAGAAUCUGGCUAACUUCAGCAAGUUCGGCACUAAAGAGGAGUACAUGCUGUUUAUGAACGACUUUGUGGAGCGGCAGUGGAGCAGCAUGCAGCGUUUCCUGCAGGAGAUCUCCAACCCUGACGGACUGAACCACACCGCCGGCUUCGAUGGGUACAUCGACCUUGGGAGAGAGCUGAGCAGUCUGCACACUCUGCUGACUGAGCUCGACCAGUCCUGCCUGUCAAAGCUUGGUCCUCUUCCUCGGAUCCUCAGAGAUGUGUCCACGGCUCUUGCACAUCCAGGGGGCAUGGUCGGUGCUGGGGGUGUCUCAGUUUCGUCCCCAGAACCUCAGCGUGUGGUGUCUCCGCCCCCUCUGUCUCCGCCCCCUCUGUCUCCGCCCCUUUCUCCUCCUAUGGCUGCCUGUAAUCCCUCUGUUGGCCUGCAGGGCGGCGUGGGACUGGACGGAGGUUGUGUAGACUUCACCAGACUUCCGUCUCCGACCCCAGAGAACAAGGAUCUGUUCUUUGUCACUAAAGGAUCCAGCCUGCAGCCUGCAUCAGGUAUGAGGGGGUCCCCGGCACCGAGCUCGUCAUACUCGGAGCCCAAUGAGCACGAAGCGGCGUUUGAAAUGACCAACGGGGGUCGGAAGGAGGGGCCAGAGCUGACCAAUGAGAGCCGCAGUCUCUCUCUGGUGGAUCUGCAGGACUCCUCCCCCAGUGACGGCCUCGACGAUGGUCAGUGGCAGCGCAGGACGGGGCUCCUCCCCCUCUCCUUUCAAAACCCCGUCUAUCACAUGACCACCACGUCGCCCCGGCAACCGCAGCAGCAGACAGAUGCUACGCCUUCCGACGGCUCAGUGGGUUCACAAGGAAACACAGAGGACAGGGGCGCCGUGGCGGGCAAGCCGGCAUUUCUUACCCAGAUGUCUGUGGGUAUGGGAGGGGGGGAGAGGAUGUCGGCCAUGUCGAGCAGCAGCAGCGGUGAAGAAUAUUCUCGACGAGCACUGUCUCUCACUGAUACGCUCUCAGGAAGCUCCGCCCCCCUGCGCCAGAACUCCUCUGGUCCUCAGAGACGUAUCGAUCAGCCUCCUCCACCCUCCUCAGCUCCUCCGUGCCCACCUCGAGGUCGCACCCCUCCUAGCAUGCUCAGUGGUGGAGGCCCCGCCUACCCACCACGCCCCGCCUCCGGAAGCAUAAUGUCAUCAAGCCCAGAUUGGCCGAGCGGCGGACCGUCACGACUCAGGCAGAUGUCAUCAUCGUCUAAAGGAGAAAGUCCUGAGAAGCAGCGGCCUGCUGCCAAGGCCCCGUCUCCCUGCGCGUUGGAUCGAACUGCAGCCUGGCUGCUCAACAUGAAUUCUGCAUCCUCUUACGGUGAAACGGAGGAUGAUCGUCAUGACGAUGCCUUGGUGGAAAAGGUUGAUGGCGGUGGAGGAGGAGUUGAAGAAGGAUCAUUCUGACAUGCAGGCGGUGGUGGACUCCAAGCAGAAGAUCAUAGAGACUCAGGAGAAGAGGAUUGCGAGCCUGGAUGCAGCAAACACUCGUCUGAUGGCGGCGCUGACUCAGCUGAAGGAGCGUUACGGCGUGACGUCACAGAGAAACGGCCUGUCUCCGAGCAACACAUCGUCCCUUCAGAUCACAGAGAACGGAGAGUUCCGUAACUCUGGAAACUGCUGAGGAGCUGUUACCUGGGUGGAUGGGCGGGGCUUAACCCCACCCUUCAGAGGCAGCUGGGAGAACAUACGGACUGAUUUCAAAACAAGAGAAAAAUGAAUGAAUCAGUGCUGGCGUCGUUUCUACAGACUGUUGCUAGGUUACCCCUCACUUCCUGUUUAUGUUUGCAUGUUCCUCUUUGGACGUUUGACAAAAACAUUCUUUCCUGUUUGAAUUUGGAACCUCCUGUAAAAACCUCUACAACCAACUCCAAAACUUUUCGUUGACACACCUGCACAUGACAGGUUGACCGACACCUCCACACCCACAGGUACGAUUCUGAAGGUUCAUCCGUUCAGUGCCGGCAUCAUGUCAUGGUAAUUUAUGGCUUUUACAAGACAUUUAACCCAAACGUCCCAGAAACCACCCCGGUUUAAUCCUGUCACGAACUGGAAACUGCUGGAACACCAGAGUCCCUGUCCACCAAUGUCCCUGUCCACAGUGAAGACAGUUUUACGUCCCUGUGGACCGAGAGGACCAAGAAAGAAGGUCCAAAACCUUUGAGCUGGACUGAAACCUGCAGCUGUCCACAUGGACAAGACAAAUGUGUUUUGGAGAAAAGUUUGACGUUCAGACGAGACAAAGACUGAACUGUUUGGACACAAAGACUAGAAGGACGUUCAGAGGAGUCAAGGUGGGGCUUUCAGACCUGAGGACACUGAACAGGCAUGGUGGUGGGAGCAUCAUGCUGUGGUCCAAAGUGUAUGGAAUGAUGGACUACCUUCAGACAUGCAGCUAGAUCUGUCCAAUCCUGCGUGUUUUAGUUGUUUCCCUGUUCCAGCGCACCUGGAUCAGCAGGUGAAUGACCUCAAGUUCUACAGCAACAUUCAAACUCAAACCAGGUGAGCCGAAGAACACGACCAUCUAAAACACGCAGCAUGGUGGCCCUGGAGGACCAGGACUAGACUGGACUGAAGAUAGACGGUGGGAUCUUGGACACAGGUGGGUGGUCCAACAGGAGCUGUUGGACCACCCACCAAGGACUAUGUCCGAAGGA
Molecule: messenger RNA, 3983 nt
Organism: Nematolebias whitei (Rio pearlfish)
Lineage: Eukaryota; Metazoa; Chordata; Actinopteri; Cyprinodontiformes; Rivulidae
Product: disabled homolog 2-interacting protein
Biological process (GO): regulation of GTPase activity
Source: RefSeq, a predicted model, not a curated record